CCAUCCCGCACAGUUCUCAUCUCAGCUUGAGUCAAUUGCACGAGAAAGUCGCCUUUUUGACCCGCUACCAGGGAAAAAAACAAGGACAAGGAAAAAAUAAAAAACACGAAAUAUAUAUAUAUAUAUUUUUAUCAACUGCGAUCUGAGUGGAUAUUCUGUUUGGACACAUGCAACAGCUCGACACUGACUCUUUGAAGCAAUAUCAAGCUGCGUGGCUCGGCGCUGAGCCUACGAGUAAAAGUUACUUUGUUUCCACGCAAGUGAAACUUCGGGCUGGACGCUUCAUCUGACAAACUUGGCGGCGCUUUCGUCCCAGUUCUAAAGUCCCUUCAUCCUGGUUGGGGUGAUUUAAAGCCAGGAGGGCUUCUGAUUGUCGAUGAUCACAAAUGUUAGCGAUAGGGCAGAUGGAUACUAACCGCCAGAGCGCUUUCGUUUUGGGCAGUACGCCCUUGGCAGCUCUUCAUAACAUGGCUGAAAUGAAGACAUCUUUAUUCCCGUACACUCUGCAGAACCCAGCGGGUUUCAAAGCACCUUCGUUAACAACUUUGAACGCCCAGAUCCCUCUCGGGACGCCACACGGAAUUAGUGACAUUUUGGGUAGACCCAUCACCACGGCCGGCAAUCUUCUGUCGGGACUUCCUCGGAUAAAUGGACUGGCUACGACAGCUGGGAUGUAUUUUAACCCUGCGGCCGUUUCCCGGUACCCCAAGCCUUUGACGGAGCUGCCCGGUAGAGCGCCCAUCUUUUGGCCCGGAGUUGUUCAAGGAUCCCCUUGGAGAGACCCUCGAAUCACUUGUCCAACGCAAACCAACAUGGUACUGGAUAAAGACGGCAAGAAAAAGCACUCCCGACCCACGUUUUCAGGCCAGCAGAUUUUUGCUUUGGAGAAAACCUUUGAGCAGACCAAAUACUUGGCAGGUCCAGAGAGAGCGCGGCUUGCCUACUCGCUGGGGAUGACCGAGAGCCAGGUCAAGGUGUGGUUUCAGAACCGAAGAACGAAGUGGAGGAAGCGACACGCGGCAGAAAUGGCAUCAGCAAAGAAGAAACACGACUCGGAAACGGAGAAAUUAAAGGAGAGCUCGGAUAACGAGGACGAUGACGAAUAUAAUAAACCUUUGGACCCAAAUUCGGAUGACGAAAAAAUAACAAGACUUCUGAAGAAGCACAAAGCCACGAAUUUAUCUCUAAUUAGUCCUUGUAGCAACAGCUCGGACACGUUGUGAUAGGAGGAAAGGAAAAAGAAAAGACUUGAAGAGCAAAAGACGCUUCUAAAGCGGAUCGAACCAGGGUAUCAAGUGUAAUAAAAGGCUGAAAUGCAACUCGAUGUUCAAAGUGUGUGUUGUACAGAUUAAAUUGUAUGUGAGAUGUAUAUAUUUUUUACUGAAUAAGUUAUGGAAUUAAACAACUCUAUGAUGUAAAUCACCCGGAAUGAAACUUUUAUUUGUCAUUUCCUUCCACUUGCCUUUUAUCUUCUUCAUUUUACUGAAUUUCGGAAUCUAACAAUCAAACGCGGCAACUGGAUUUUGUUUAUGUGAGAACGCUUGUUCGAAAGAAGCAAACCCAGAUGUACUUUGAAACUGUAAAAAUAAUUUGCUUAUUUCUUUAAACAUGCAUUGCCCCUUUAAGUUUAAGGGGUUUUACUAUUUUAUCUAUCAUGUGUCAAAACAUAAAUUGUUUCUGUGUUGGGUAAAAUUACAAUGAAUAUGGCUUCCAAGAUAGCUGGGAGAAAAAAAAAGUUUUUAUUGUCAAUAAAUUAUUUAACAGUCUU
Molecule: messenger RNA, 1768 nt
Organism: Polypterus senegalus (gray bichir)
Lineage: Eukaryota; Metazoa; Chordata; Cladistia; Polypteriformes; Polypteridae
Gene: nkx6-2
Product: NK6 homeobox 2
Exons: 3
Coding region: 387-1223 (278 amino acids)
Biological process (GO): regulation of transcription by RNA polymerase II; cell differentiation
Cellular component (GO): nucleus
Molecular function (GO): RNA polymerase II cis-regulatory region sequence-specific DNA binding; DNA-binding transcription factor activity, RNA polymerase II-specific
Source: RefSeq, a predicted model, not a curated record